Molecule: messenger RNA, 4930 nt
Organism: Lineus longissimus
Lineage: Eukaryota; Metazoa; Nemertea; Pilidiophora; Heteronemertea; Lineidae
Product: solute carrier family 12 member 9-like
Exons: 11
Coding region: 125-3022 (965 amino acids)
Biological process (GO): chloride transmembrane transport; chloride ion homeostasis; potassium ion homeostasis
Cellular component (GO): membrane
Molecular function (GO): potassium:chloride symporter activity
Source: RefSeq, a predicted model, not a curated record
UCUGUCAUUAUUUCUCUUUCAAAAAUCAAUUUUCAAUGGAAAGGGUUUGAGGAAAGAAAAGCCACGAAGCAUUGUCGUUUGAGGAAAUGAACAGUUCUGUUCAAAGUAAGAAUCAACGGAAACGAUGAGUGCUUCCAUCAUCCAUGACAAAACUGGCGUCACUCUUGCCCCCGAUGACAUCAACGAGAUCCAAAUGGCGUCAUCAACAUCACUAUCCUCCAUUACAUCCACAACGUCUGGCUACGACGAAAAGAAACCUAUAUUGAAAAAUAACGCAGACGGUGGUGCUUUGCGGAAACGUGCAAAGAAGGACGGUGCCAAUGGAGCGCAUACGACGUAUCAUGAUUUUAAUCGCAUGUCCCAGAUUUUCCCACGAAAUAUUGGUGAUGAGUUGAGGAGGACCUUAGGGCUUUGGGGCGGAGUGUUUGGACCUGUCGCUUUGGCACAAUGUAGUAAUUUAUUCUUACGCACGGGUUUAGUUGUUGGUCAGUCAGGCCUCCUCGAGUCCAUCGCACAGUUCAUCCUUGCCUACUUCAUCCUGGCCAUGACGAUCUUGUCUAUAUGUGCCAUUUCAACGAAUGGUGCUGUGGAAGGGGGAGGAGCGUAUUACAUGAUCAGCAGAGCGUUAGGGCCAGAAUUCGGAGGCAGUAUAGGAUUUCUGUUUUUCCUAGCCAACGUGCUAGCGUGUGGUCUGUACAUCGCAGGGUUUGUCGAGGGGGUCAUUGAUAAUUUUGGACCAGGAGGUAAUUUCAUCGGGGCGGAUCAACCAUAUCUACCAGCAGAGGGAGGAUGGUAUCCGUAUCUCUACCAGACUGUUGUUCUGCUGCUCUGCCUCAUUGUUUGUAUCAUUGGUGGGUCCAUGUUCGCUCGGACGUCUUUGGCCAUUCUCUUGAUUGUGGUGAUUUGCAUAUUGUCAGUUAUGGUCAGUAUGUUUGCGGUUGGUUCAUCGUGUGUCACCAUUCCCACAUCCAAUAAGGUCGCAUAUGCCCAGAGCGGCUUGAAUGAAACCACCAAUCUCACACUCUGUGGAAACUACACGGGUCUCAAACCACAGACUUUCGCUGAAAAUACUUUUGAAAAUUACACCAUUGACUACAGCCAGGGAGACAUCCAGGGAAAGCCACUGUCUUUUGUUGCUGUUUUUGCCAUCUUGUUUAGCAGCGUGACGGGAAUCAUGAACGGAGCGAACAUGUCUGGUGAACUUAAGGACCCGAGCAAGUCCAUCCCAGUCGGGACGAUGGCCGCAACAGCUUUUACAUUUGUGACAUACAUCUUGCUCACGAUCUUAACUGCUGGAAGUAGUUCAAGAUAUCUUUUGAUAAACGAUUAUGGCUUCUUACAACAGAUCAACCUCUGGCCGCCAUUUGUUGUGAUCGGAAUGUUUGCGACCACCCUCUCCGCUGCCCUGGGCAAUCUCAUUGGUGCUUCAAGAGUCUUAGAGGCCCUUGCGAGAGAUGAAUUAUUUUGGAUUCUUUUACGACCAGCCACCAUAUCCACCAAAGGAGGCAACCCUUACGUUGCUGUUCUGAUGACCUGGAUCCUUGUGCAGGCUGUCAUGCUCAUCGGGUCUUUGAAUGCCAUUGCUCCUCUUGUAUCGGUGUUCUUCCUGUUGUCCUACGCUGCUACCAAUCUCUCGUGUAUGGCACUCGAUGUGGCGUCUGCUCCGAAUUUCAGGCCGACCUUCAAGUACUUCUCCUGGCACACGUGUCUCUUGGGACUAAUCGGCUCCAUCGUCAUGACGUUCCUCAUCAACCCGAUAUUCGCCUCCGUAGCCAUCAUCAUCUGCCUCUUCCUCAUCAUCGUGCUACAUUUCCGAUCUCUGAACGUCUCGUGGGGUUCAAUCAGCCAGGCGCUCAUCUUCCACCAAGUGAGGAAGUAUCUUCUGCUUCUGGAUUCCAGGAAGGAACAUGUGAAAUACUGGCGCCCCCAGAUGUUGCUCCUGGUAUCAAAUCCGUUGUCCUGCGGCCCGUUGAUUACUUUCGUGAACGAUAUAAAGAAAUCAGGCUUGUAUAUUUUGGGACAUGUGAAAGUUGGUGAAAUUGAUAAGAUGGGGAAAGACCCAACUUUAGAAGAGUAUCCAAACUGGUUGCAACUUAUUGACAUCCUGAAAGUAAAGGCGUUCGUCGAGUUGACGGUUUCUAGCUCAGUCCGAUCCGGUAUUCAUCAUUUGAUUCGGAUUGCCGGUUUGGGCGGGAUGAAACCAAAUACGGUUUGUCUUGGGUUUCACGAUGCGACAACACCGCAGGAUGUCCUGUUCAAGGCAGCACCGAGAAAAAAGGGACUCUUCGUCAACGUCGAAGAUCCAACAGAUAUUCUGAAUCGGGACGGAUUUUCCCGGUUACGUGGUUUGGAGGAUAGGAAGCGACUAUCUGGACAGGAGUAUGUUCAAUGCAUACAGGAUGUCCUGAAGAUGCAGAAGAACUGCUGCCUAUUCAGACAUUUUCAAAAUUUUGAAAAAAAGGCGGUAGUCAACAGCAAGAGGAAAAUGUACAUUGAUGCAUGGCCGAUGAAUUUCUUCAAACCAGCCAGUGUGACAUAUUUUGACACAUCUUGCCUGUUCCUACUACAGAUCGCUUGUAUAUUGCACAUGGUUCCUGGCUGGAAACACAACACCACGCUACGUGUGUUUCUCUGCGUUGAUGCCCGCGAGGACGACACACUCAGCAUUGAGAACAAACUCGACAAACUUCUCCAGCAGCUGAGGAUUUUAGCAGAGGUGAAAAUAAUCCGCUGGGAACACGUCACAUGUCUCUUGGACGACAACUCCAUCGUAGAAUCAGAAACAGACUUUGGCAGUAAUCCUGACUUUGAUUAUCUCCCGGAAGAUUACGUUCAGGGCAUGAAUGAUUUGAUCAAAGAAAACAGCAUCGACACUGCGGUUACAUUUUGUUACCUCCCAGCACCACCUCUGAGUAAAAAUUUCUUCGAUCACUAUCUCCGUCAGUUGGAAAUACUGACAAGCGAUUUGCCUCCAACUGUUCUCGUGCAUGGCCUUCAUCCAGUUACAUCAACUACGUUAUAAUUCAGAUUUACCAUAGGGAUAGUUCAGUGUAAUUUGACUGUUGGAGCUGAAAUCACCCAACAGAGUUAGUGUUCUCCAACUUUUCAAAGUUUGACUUGGUGGGGCACCACACUGAAAGCUCACUGAAACAUCUAAAGAUGUAACCCUGAGAAUUAUAAAAGGCCCCCAGGCUAAUAAUUUGUACCAGAAAUCAGUAAUUAUAUAACUGUACAUCAGUAUUUGUAUCUUUAUAUCUGUUCUCCCAUGCACAGGUAAUUGUGCUUGACCCAAAUUGUUGGGGAAUUUAUAACAGGUAAUACUUUUUGUCAGAUGUAAACUGGUUUAGGGCCAGUGACAUGAAGUGGCAUGCAUUAGAUCAGGCGCCUGUGUAAUCCCUAUACUAGUUACCUUGUGGCAGAAGGUACACUGUAACCUUUGCAACUGUAAACAUUCCAGUAUGCUUUUCGUGAUGUGAAUGUUGACGUGUCCUCUUUGUGAAAAUGCGCUCCCAUGAAUACUAUAUUGAAGAUACAUGUACGCUGUAUGCCAUAUCGAUCCUCUACUUGGUAAAAAGUAAGAGAACUCUUACGGUUGGACGGAGUUCAAACCUCGUCCGUGUUUUGUCUCACCCAAAUUUAAUUUGAUUGUUUGUUCUACAUUCAUGUCAAUUGGUCUCAUGUAAUGAAGAUGUUUUAGAAUUAUUGCAAUAGCUUCUGUGCUAGAAUAUAUUUUGUAGUUGAAUGUACUAAGUCAUAUUUUUCCGUGUUUGUUUUGUCCUUGUUGUUGUGAAAGCAUUUUCAAAUCAUUAUCCUUGCAAUAUAUCGUGUGAGGUAUGAAUAAUUGGUUUUAUAGCCUUUAGGCUAUCUCCAGCCAGUGGUUUGGUCACAAGACUGUGAGCUGUAAAUUCAAGCCUCAGCUUGUCUGAAAAUGGUUUGUGGGUAUUUCUGUUGCAUGAAAUGCAGAAACGAAAUAUCCAUCCUCCAUGUAAUUUGUGGUAAAGCCCAGAUUAUUUGUGUAUUGUUACCGUAACCCAUUAGUUCAUACUUGUAUUGUGUUUUUCGGUUUGUGUACUAAAGUAUAUUACCCGACUAGUAAAAAUAAAAUUGCAUCCUCCUUCAAGGUGUGCAUGAAUGAUGCAUACAUUUACAUGUGCUAAUGGGUUUGUAUUGUAUAUCCGCUUUGUAUUCCGAAUUACGUAGAGGAGUGGUGAUAAGAAUAAAGACUAGCAAAUGCUUUUAUCUAAAACCCCAUGUACAUUUACACUUUCUGUAUGAAAUUGAAGUAAAAGCAUUUGCUAGUCUUAAGUCAUGUCACCCAUGGUUUCCCUGUCAAGACCAGCAUUUAUUGUAAUCCAUGUUGGGAGCUACUGACACUCUUAAAUGAUAGACAGGGCAAUAUAUUUUAAGUAGUAGUUGGCAUUUUGCUCUGUUAUAAUUUCCAGGACAGUUCACUAGAUAUGGCUUUGUCUUCACCCUUCACAAACUAUAAAAUCUUUACAAUGGUUUUAUUUUCACGAAUACACUAUCAUGUACAAACUUGAAAAGUGCCAACAUUUCAACUGAAAAUUUCAGUUUACAGUUAUGUAUUGUACCUUUAAAAUGCUGUAUCGAUGCUAUUUAGCCAGUUUUGGUGCAUCUGUUUCGCAUAGGCCUAUAACACAUUAGAUAGGCCUUUUGUACAGGCCUCCCUCAAUCUGCUUAAUAUUGUCGACACAGUUUGCGUAUCAGCAUGUAUGUGGAGACUCUUUGUUGUCUUCCUAGUACCUCAGCCCACCAAACCGAGACCAUGUGCUCAAUCAAUCAAAAUGUCAUGUACCAUUUGUAUAAUGCUUGUUAUAUGUAUGGUUUGUACUUCAUCAACGAAUGUGAUUUUAUGUACUAAUAAUGCUUAAGAUUAUGACAAUAAUAAAAUUGUGAUAUUGAGGUUAAA